CACACACACACCCACCCCCAGACCCUCAAGCCCAGCUCUCCCGAUGGUGCAAAUACACCCAUUGAAGCUGCACAUCUGACAUUGCUCUCCCAACAGUUCAAAUACACCCAUUGAAGCUACGUUGCAUCUCUCACAUUACCCUUCUUCACACAUUACCCAUCUCUCCCCGUAGCUCCCUACUUCACACAGCUUUCAUCCUCAAAGCUGCAUCCAUCAAGAAGCAUUGAAUUCCAACACAUUUUCAAUCCUUAUUCGUAGUUAGGUUAGUUUAUUUUUCAAUCCUCAUUCCUAUUUCAAUUUGCAAUGUAGAGUUUUGUAUUAAACCAUUUUCAAAACGAACAAGUUGUUCGGAACUGGUUUUCUGAAAGUAAACAAUUUGUUCGGACGUAGAAAUCCGAAAAUAAUCAUUAAUUUCAACAGUAGAUUUCCGAAAAUUUUUCAUUGUUUCGACAGUCAACUUCCGAAUAUUUUGAAUUUGGACAACACUCAACUUCCGAAAUUAAGUUUUAGUUUCGGUUUUCAACUUCCGAACAAAAUAUGUAGUUUCGAUUUUCAACUUCCGAACAGUUUUUUCCCCCCCCCCAAUUCUUUUGUAUAUUCUUGUUUCAAUUGUAUAGUCAUUAAACAUAUUAUUUUUUGCAGAUAAUAUGGAUUCUGAAUGUCAACAACGUGUCCCACCUACUGCUUCAAAUAGACGACAUCGUGAAUUGGAUGUUAACCAUGAACGGGGACGAGGGCGUGGGCGAGGACGAGGUCAAGGUCGUGGUCGAGGUCGUGAUCCAGUUUCGGUAGAAUAUGAUAUCCCCAGCGCCAGUCAAAGUCGGAGCCGAAGCCAAAGACGAGUUCAAAGUUAUGAUAUGCCUGACAUUGCUGUGGAGGAUAACUCUUUACCCGAUUCUCCUACUGUCCAGGAAGAGGACCUUACUCAUGCUUUUCCAGGUGGACCGACUAAUCCAUCAAUACUGCGGAGUUUCAAUAGUCAUGUCGCUGCAGCUGUUUGGCACGGGGAGGAACGAGGGCCCCUAAAGUGUCAUAAUCACUCUUCGAAGAUCCUUGCAUGGCCAUGGUGGCCAGUAGACAACAACACCAGAUUCAAAGCCAUUAUUGAGCAGUCUGGGCUGUCACAGUUAGCUCGUUGCACUUAUCGGUUCAUCAACAAGCUUCUAAUCUCCAAUUUUGUUGAAAGAUGGCAACCUGAAACAAACACAUUUCACAUGGCAGUUGGUGAGAUGACCUUGACCCUAAAUGAUGUUGGCACUAUUCUUGGCCUUCCCAUUGUAGGAAAAUCAAUCAGCGUACUAGAUGUGACAGAUCAUCAUGGAGUUACACUGUUGGUUUAUGGCUUGGGGAUUACUGAACGUGUAGCACAUGAAGAGGUUUCUACUUCUGGUGGGAAUUCAGUCAGGCUUGAGUGGUUGCGAAGUCAGUUUGCUAGUGUCACAGAUUCAAACCCAGAUGAGGCUAUACAGUGCGCUGCUAGAGCUUAUUUGUUGUUUCUAUUGGGAUGUAUGCUCUUCAGUGACAAGAGUGGCGGCAGGGUUCCUGUUGUUUACCUUGGCUUAUUGAUGGAUUUGGGAUCCAUUCAUACUUAUGCCUGGGGUGUUGUUGCAUUAGCAUUUUUAUACAGACAGUUUAGGUAUGCUAGCCGGUCCGGUGUUAAGCAGAUGAGUGGUUAUACGGGAUCCUCAGCUAAUUUUAACACUUUCCAUUUAUCUUACCCUUUAUAUACUUUAAUUCAAAAACACUUUACGUUUAUAGGUUAUUUGGGAUCCAUACCACAAUUGCAAAGACCGGCAUCUAUGUAGCCCGGUUACGUUCUACCAUGGAUGCUUAAAGUGCUUAGACGUGGUCGAACCCUAUCAUCCAGAUAGAGUUCUGAGACAGUUUGGCAGGGUUCAAACCAUCCCAGAUGCACUGCUAGCUCCCAGUCAUGGUGCUCGAGGCAACAUAUCUGCACGAUAUACAGUCAUGUAUAGAUACUUAGAUAGGAUCUGGGAGGCUUGGGAUAACCACGUGUUAUCUAAACAGUGGAGGAGCACACCAGUUUGUCAACCUUGGGAAUGUGUACCGGGUUACGUGGAUUGGUAUAAGAAUAUCACACACCUAUAUGUUGAGCACACUGAUGAACCACGUGUCCAUGACCAUCAGGAUUUCAGCCAACAUGCUGAUGUAAUAUAUUAUCCUCUUUUAUGCAUUUGUAACUUACUUUUUAUUUUCUGAUAUGUUCUCUAAAAUGUGAUAUUCUUUUCAAAUGCAGCGUAUUACACAUGCACUGCAGAUUUCACAUCCUAUUAUUGAGGCUAGUUAUGAGGAGGGGAUUCGACAUCCUAUCGACUUUAUCAGGCUAUCGAGACUAUGAUGCAUGUCCUUGAAGGUCAACACAUUGACGAAGCUGGACCUAGUUAUACUGGAGGUCGCUUUUCAUCUCCGACAUUGACAUACAGUCGUAGGCCUAGGCGUAGGCAUACAGCUGAUUCGUGACAUGUUAUUUGUUAGUUGAUGAAUUUUUGUGGUGUUUUUUGUAAGAUGAUAUUGUUGUAAUGGUAACAGUGGUUAAUAUUUCCAACUUCACGUACCUAGUUGAGCAAUUCAU
Messenger RNA from Camellia sinensis, 2593 nucleotides. The record is from RefSeq and is a predicted model, not a curated record. Lineage: Eukaryota; Viridiplantae; Streptophyta; Magnoliopsida; Ericales; Theaceae.